UCAAGGCGGGGCCACCGUGUCGGAGAAAGAAAGAAAGAAGCCUUUCGGCUCGACCGUCGUCGCCAUCUUUGACACGUUCAAGCCAGCGAGAUCGUCGCGCGUUCCUUUUCAAAAUCAUAUUCGUGCCAUUUGAAAAACCUAUUCGAUGUCUCGGUUUCAUAAUAACCGCGGCGGCAUGGGGAUGAAUAGUUUUCAGCCUCGACGAGGUGGUGGAGUCGGCGGUCCCAUGCGGGGUAGCCUAAUGGGGAGCCCCAAUUUCCGAAAUCACCCUUUUCAGAACCAGAAUCGCCGCGGAGGAAACAACAACAACUACAACAGGGGGCAGCAGGCGAGUCCUCAGAAGCCGCAAAACAGCCAGGCCUUGGGCAUCAUCCCGCCGCCGACCCCGGGGCCGGCCCUCACGAUGAAAGGCCCGAUGGACAAACAGCAGGAGCAAGACAAGCCCGAAACCCCCGCGACGGACAACAAGGUUCAGCCCAAGCAAGAGAUCGCACCGGCCCAGACCAAACCGGCCGACAAGACUCCGCAGCUCAAGUCGCCGACUGGAAAUGCCCACGUAACGCCGCAACCGCAAAGUCCGUCGACGCUUAUGAGUCCCAAGGCGGCGGCGGCGGCGGCGCCGCUGCAGCAGGACCAGAAGCUAGGCCCGCAACCGAACCAACAGAACCAGAAGACAGGACAGCAGAGUCAGCAGCGCGGAGGCCAGCCGCAAAAUCACCAGAACCAGCGGGGAGGCCAACCGCAAAAUCCGCAGCACAACCAAAGAGGAGGAGGCCAACACCACCAGAACCAGAGGGCGGCCAUGCACCACCAGAACCAGAGGGCGGCCAUGCACCACCAGAACCAGAGGAUGGGCCCGCAGCAAAACCAACAGAAUCAAAGGCCGGGUCUCAAGACGGGGCCUCAGAUGACGAAGUUCGCUCCGAAGCCGGAACAAGGGCCGCCGGAGCAGCUGGAGGUCCCGGGCACGAGUUCGGACGAGAGUCAAGCCAAGGAGUUUAAGGCGUCCCUGUCCAUGUUGCUAAAACCCGGCGAGAAAACGUACACGCAACGAUGCCGCCUGUUUAUCGGCAACCUCCCCAGUGACAUGACCGAGGAGCAUUUCAGGAAGAUUUUCGCCAAGUACGGAGAGCCCAGUGAGGUCUUCAUCAACAAAGGGAAAGGCUUCGGCUUCAUCCGACUGGAGUCUCGUGCGCUCGCGGAGAUAGCGAAAGCCGAGCUGGACGACCUCCCCAUGAAGGGCAGAAGCCUCCGCGUCCGCUUCGCCACCCACUCGGCGGCUCUUUCCGUCAAGAACCUGUCACCUUUCGUGUCCAACGAGCUGCUGGAGGAGGCCUUCUCCCAGUUCGGCAUGGUCGAGCGGGCCGUGGUCAUUGUCGACGACCGCGGGCGCUCCACCGGAAAGGGCAUCGUCGAGUUUGCCUCCAAACCUGCCGCCAGGAAGGCUUUGGACCGGUGCAAUGAGGGCGUCUUUCUGCUCACCUCGUCACCGAGGCCUGUAGUUGUGGAGCCUCUUGAGCAGUGUGACAAUGAAGACGGUCUUCCCGAGAAGUUGGCACAGAAGAACCCCAGAUACCAAGCAGAACGAGAGGAGCCCCCGCGCUUUGCCCGCCCCGGCACCUUUGAGUACGAGUACUCCAAGCGCUGGAAGUCGCUGGACGAGAUGGAGAAGCAGCAGAGGCAGCAGGUGGAGAAAAACAUGCAAGAAGCCCGCGAGAAGCUCGAGAGCGAGAUGGAGGAUGCCUACCACGAGCACCAGGCCAACAUGCUCCGCCAGGAUUUGCUGAGACGACAGGAAGAACUGCGGCGCAUGGAAGAGCUGCACAGUCAAGAGAUGCAAAAGAGGAAGGAGAUGCAGUUGAGACAAGAGGAGGAGCGUCGCAGGCGAGAAGAGGAGAUGCUUCGCAAGCGAGAGAUGGAGGAACAGAUGCGUCGCCAGCGCGAGGAGAACUACAGGAUGGGCAAUUACAUGGAUAGGGAGAGAGAAAUGAGAAUGAGUUCGAGCGGUGCGUUGGCCAUGGGAGAUAUGUCCUUUGGCGCCGUUACCCAGAACUUCUCCAUGAGCGGGAUGGGAUUUGAGGGGCAGCAGGCAAUGGGAGCGUCUCCGGGAAGCCAGAUGAGCAACGACAUGCGCAACGAGCGCUUCGCUCAGGGCGGCCCCCGAGGAAUGGGUCCUGGUAACGGCUCUUACGGCCGGGUCCGCGAAGAGUUUGACGGUCCCGCUAAGAAAGCUCGUUUUUAAAGGCUCUCCCGUGACGCAUUUGUACAGAUUCUCCUAAAAUCCCAGCUGUGACGGCUCACUUUGUAUUUAAGUUUCAAAUGUUCCAGCAUUUUAUUCUGACACUUCAUUUUAUGAGCAGUCAGUGUACUCUUUUUAUUUUGUACUGUCCUUAGUUUGAGGAGCUUAGGUUUCCCGUGAGCUGUAUUUGAUCCCUGUGUAAUUCUUUUCGAGAUUGUACCGUCGUGGUCGGUCGUAAAUUGUGCUUUUUCUGAUUCUCAAUCCUUCGUGGCUUUGUUUGUGCCAUUCAAUUCAAAAGCAUGUUACAAUAAAGAAAAAUGGGUUCAAUUUG
Messenger RNA from Syngnathoides biaculeatus (alligator pipefish), 2570 nucleotides. It is a transcript of the gene sfpq, whose product is annotated as splicing factor proline/glutamine-rich. Gene Ontology annotation, molecular function: RNA binding. Gene Ontology annotation, biological process: regulation of DNA-templated transcription. Gene Ontology annotation, cellular component: nucleus. NCBI's taxonomy places the organism in Eukaryota, Metazoa, Chordata, Actinopteri, Syngnathiformes, Syngnathidae. The record is from RefSeq and is a predicted model, not a curated record. The transcript is spliced from 10 exons. The coding region runs from base 146 to 2242 and encodes 698 amino acids.